AAAUGUGUAGCUGACUUCACAAUGGAAAUUAUAGAAAUUUUUUUAAACUUAACUAAACUAGACAUUAAAAAUCGGUCAAAAAAGUUGUUACGUUAAGACGAGGCUGAAAUUUUAAGUGAUUAAGAUAAUAUUGAACCUGGCUAAAUACGGUCCAUUGGACUACCCCAAUUCAAGUCAUACCAACGCACAAUUUCGAUUCCAAUAACAAUGGAUUCAAUGUCAACAAAACUUUGUCGUUUGUGUCUCGAAUCCAGUGACGAAAUGUUAAAUAUUUUCGAAAACCCUCAAAACUCGACAAUCCCAUCGAUUUUGAUCAAACAUUUCUGGUUCCAGGUUGACAAAGAUGAUGGCAUGCCGCAGUGGCUGUGCGAAAUUUGCUGGAUACAAAUCAAAACCUUUCACCAUUUCUAUAAGAGAGUGGAGAUCCGCCACGGAAACUAUUGUCGUUCAAAUGCCUUGGUCAAGAUCAAUUCAAUAAAGCAGGAACGAAGCGAAAGUCCAACCGAGGCGCAAGUAAACCAUGAAUCUUACACGGACUUGUAUAUAGUGAAGCAGGAGGAACCAGAACCUCCAGCACAAAUGCCUGAUCUGUUUGUCACUAAAACAGAAAAUUGUGAUUACGAUGCUUAUGUCGAAGCUUACAACAGUUUUGAUGAAAGUUUAGGUGAAAAUGGCGGGACCUCAGACGACGAUGACCAGCCGUUCAAUAAAAAAGCGAAAAGCGCUGCAGCAGCCGGAACAUCGUCACUAAAUACUGAAACUCAAGACUCGAAGUCACGUAGUGCUUUAAACAUAGCGCAACAAGACGCUCAGAUCCGUGAUUUUUUCACUUUGAAAUGUGAAAUCUGCACGGAAGACAUCAAAUUUGAAACAUUGAGGAAAGUACGGGAUCAUUAUCGCAGCGUUCACAAUAAAAGUGGAUAUCUAAGGUGUUGUGGGAACAAGUACUAUCGUCGUUGCACAGUAUUGGAUCACAUCGGUUUUCACAUCAAUCCAGACGCAUAUCGAUGUGAUCAGUGUGACAAAAGUUUUAAGGACAAACAAGCACUCAAAACUCACACCGACAAUCAUGGACAACUUAAUUUACGUGCUCACGAAUGUAGCAUAUGUGGCGGUAGUUUUAUGAAGGCAGCCUCAUUGAAGGUUCAUGUGCGAAAUGUUCACUCAUCGGUUACGGGUGAAAUGUUCCCGUGUGAAAAAUGCAGUAAGACUUUUCGGUCGUCCACGUCGUUGGUCGCUCACAUUCGAUGUGUUCAUGAGUUUUCGCUGGAACACGUAUGUGACAUAUGCGCUUGUCGAUUCAAAUCGAAGCAACGGCUCCAAAGUCACAUCUUCUUCAAACACUCAACGACAACUAAAGCUCAGUGUGAGAUGUGCGGUGCUUGGCUGAAACAUGCAAUGAGUCUACGUAAACACUUGAAACGUUGUCCCCAGUCGUCAAACUGCGAGCCAGUUAGUUGUUCUAUUUGUGACAAAGUGGUACCAAACAGACCUGCAUUAGGUAGCCAUAUUAGGCGUGCUCAUGGAACAAAAAGACAUCAGUGCACAUUUUGCGACAAAAUAUUCAACACACCUACAAGCUUGAAGGAACACACAGCAAUUCACACGGGCGAAUAUUUAUACGAUUGUCCGUACUGCGACAAGAAAUUCAAAUCGAAUGCGAACAUGUAUUCACAUCGCAAGAAGAUGCACUUGGAAGAAUGGACCAGAGAUAGAACCAACACAUUAGCGGCACAGAAUAAAUCGGAUCACGUUGAAUCCACAGAGGUUGCGAAUGGAUGAAUAAAGAAAAGAUGUCGAAUGAAGAUCUAGACGAAAAG
Bradysia coprophila is the source of this 1820-nucleotide messenger RNA. Its product is annotated as transcription factor grauzone-like. Gene Ontology annotation, biological process: regulation of transcription by RNA polymerase II. The record is from RefSeq and is a predicted model, not a curated record. Gene Ontology annotation, cellular component: nucleus. Gene Ontology annotation, molecular function: DNA-binding transcription factor activity; RNA polymerase II cis-regulatory region sequence-specific DNA binding; zinc ion binding. NCBI's taxonomy places the organism in Eukaryota, Metazoa, Arthropoda, Insecta, Diptera, Sciaridae.